Cooperia oncophora is the source of this 261-nucleotide messenger RNA. The record is from the annotation of a GenBank genome assembly. NCBI's taxonomy places the organism in Eukaryota, Metazoa, Nematoda, Chromadorea, Rhabditida, Trichostrongylidae.
AUGGGCAAUCAAGACGAAGAGCAACGGCUCGGGGUGUUACAUCUGGACAAAACUAGUAACCGCAAAAGAAACCCAAAAAGGACGAAGAGAACGAAUUUCACCAGAAGUGCUCUAACUGAAGAGGAUAAACGUGCGCUGAGGUAUGCUCAAGUUGAGCCAUUGUACCAGAUGUGGUGUGAGUAUUACCGCAGUUUGUUAGGAGAAAGAGAGAAAACGCCAGAUGAGCGUAUGUUGAAGGCCGACUACCUACGGUGCUCCUAG